GAGCAUGCGCAGUUUUGAGUUGGUCACAUGACACAGGCGGAAGUUGUCUACGCCGAAUCUCCCGCGAACGCAGCCUCUUCCUUUUCCCCGCAGCUCCAUCGGUUAGUCUCCAACGGUGAAACCUAACCACAUUGGAACCAAUGGCACAGCAGCAAGCUCAAGUUGAAUUUAAGUUGGUGUUGGUAGGAGAUGGAGGCACUGGUAAAACGACUUUCGUAAAAAGACAUUUGACAGGAGAGUUUGAAAAGAAAUAUGUUGCCACACUGGGAGUAGAGGUGCACCCUCUGUUGUUUCACACAAGUAGAGGAGCCAUUAAGUACAAUGUGUGGGACACAGCUGGUCAAGAGAAGUUUGGAGGUUUGAGAGAUGGUUACUACAUCCAAGCUCAGUGUGCCAUCAUAAUGUUUGAUGUAACUUCUCGAGUCACCUACAAGAAUGUGCCCAACUGGCAUCGUGACUUGGUUCGUGUUUGUGAAAACAUUCCCAUUGUCCUUUGUGGCAACAAAGUGGACAUCAAAGACAGAAAAGUUAAAGCUAAGAGCAUUGUGUUUCACCGCAAGAAGAAUCUGCAGUACUAUGACAUCUCUGCCAAGAGUAAUUACAAUUUUGAGAAGCCUUUCCUUUGGCUUGCGAGGAAACUGACUGGUGACCCUAACCUUGAAUUUGUGGCAAUGCCGGCCCUCGCCCCACCAGAGAUCAUCAUGGACCCAUCUAUGGCUGCCAAGUACGAAGAAGAGCUUGAAGUUGCAUCACGAACCGCACUCCCAGAGGAAGAUGAUGACCUCUAACAUGUUUAUUCUUUAGUCCCUCUUUGGUGGUGGGUAGGAAGCUGGACCAUUCCCUUUACUGUAAAAUCCCCAAUCAGAUUUUUUUUGGAUUCUUUGUUCAUUUAAAAGCUUUAUCAUUAGGCUUUUCACCACAUGUUGCGUUUUGUCUUCUGCAAAUGGAUGAGAUGGCGGAGAAGAGUACAAUAACUAAGGCAACCAGGUUUGUUUGGGACCUGGAGAAGUCAGGCACAGCCACAACUUUGUAAAUGGCAGUGUUCUGUUUGUCCUCUAGAAAAAAUAAAUUAUUGUGGAAUUGGAUCGGUGAAUUGUUUUAGGUCAUCAGUGAUACCUGAAAAUUGUCUGUGCCAGUACAAUACCCAUAUUUGAAUAGCCAGAUUUAUGACCUGGUGUUGCUUUUCACUGAUCUUUAAUCAUAAAAACUUUUUUUUUUUUUUACCAUAUCUGGGUUUUGUCUUUUACAUGGUUUUUCAGUGUUUGCUCAUUUUUAUCAGUUAUACUUGACUAUGCUUGGUUGUACUUGUUUGUUUUUUUUAUGUAAUAAAAUAUUGCAUUUGGAAAGUUAAAAAUAGUUUGAAGAAAUUUUGAAAACACCCAUAUGGACAUACAAGGAGUCCAUAAAGUAAAAAAAUACUACAACAGGCAAUUGAUAAGAUAUCUUAAUUGUAAAGUAUUGCUCCUUCUGCGUAUUCAAUUUUUGUCUCAAAUCAUGAUACCCAUUGUGCCCUCUCUUGAGGAGGAGCCAUAUUUUUUAGAGGUUCAUACAAAAAGACAUCUCUAAUCAACAGGAUGUCUGACAUAAAUAAAAUAAAAAAAGCAAUGUAAUUGAGAACUUUUGUAACCAUUGAGUACAACAGAACUAGUCUAAUAUGUCUUAUUAGUUGCCUUUGUAUUUAAAUUUAAAAAUUGUAAAUAGACUUCAGGGACACCUUGUGUAUGUGAUUGAUCAGAAAAUCUGAUUACCCCAAGUAACAUUUUCAGAUAUUUCUAUUGUGUGUAACAAAUGCAAAUUGUUUAGAAGCAGAUGAAGAAGGUGGAGCUUCAGUACGUCUUCCGUCUUCCUCUGCAUUAAUCGAUUUUUCUAACCUUACACGUCUUGACCCUGUAGCUCUCACAAAUGAAAAGAGUUGAGUUUUUUAUGGUUUUCAAUUGUUCUCCAUUCAACAUGUUGUAGUAGUUUCUUUGUUCUUUCAUAAAUGUAGCUGAAAUGCUCAAUAUAAAAAUAUAUAAUUGCACAUUUAUUUUAACUUAAAUUGAGAAACCCUCAAAUUGUUCAUUUGAUGCAUUGUUUUAUAUAAUUUUGAAUUUUUCUAUAUGCAAAUACAUAGCAUUGUGCUCUGCUUCAAAGCUAGAUAAUAUCGUGAUCCAGUGUGUAAUAUUUCUGAGGCAUUAUUGUGAUGUCUUGCCCUGAAUUGAUAAACCAAACUGGACUUGAGACAGAAAAAGUUUGCUCAGAGUAAACCUGAACUUGCCUCAAACUAAAACUAAACCUGCUUCUAACAGGAGUCGGGGCAAGGCAAGCCAUUUAACAUUAGCCGCUAAUGUUAAAUGGCUAGAAAAAUCUGAUUUCUAGAAAUAAUUUGAUUUGGAAUGUUUAUAUUAACAGACAACUAAUAAUGAUAAACAGUUUGCACGUUCUGGUUUAUUGCCCUGCUGAUUCAAAGAUGGGGGGUUCUAUCCCAGCUUCUUUCACUGUAAUAUCACCUUGUACAACUAUUAACAUUUGUGUUAUUAAUACCUUUCAAAUAAGAUAAGUAUUCUUUUCUGUUAAUAUAUUUGCUAUAAAAUGUAU
Molecule: messenger RNA, 2577 nt
Organism: Periophthalmus magnuspinnatus
Lineage: Eukaryota; Metazoa; Chordata; Actinopteri; Gobiiformes; Gobiidae
Product: GTP-binding nuclear protein Ran
Exons: 7
Coding region: 141-788 (215 amino acids)
Biological process (GO): ribosomal subunit export from nucleus; protein import into nucleus
Cellular component (GO): nucleus; cytoplasm
Molecular function (GO): GTP binding; GTPase activity
Source: RefSeq, a predicted model, not a curated record